AUGGCGGAUUCAAACAUCGUUAGGAACGGUGACUUCUCUGCUGGGAUUGAACCUUGGUACCCGAACGGAUGCGAAGCAUUUGUUGUUUCCUCUGACCCGUUUAGCUCAGAUUCAAUCUCCGAUUCCCCGAGCUGUGGCUAUGCCUGUAGAAUCCCGAAAUUGUUUGCCAAGGCUAAUAGCAUGUUCGGUCAUUUUUUCACAAUUUACAUUGAUCAUCUACAACGUCUUGGUUUUUAUAAACCGUAUGUGCUGUCCAGUUUUCAGGUCUCUGACGGAGCUAAGAUUGAACAUCUUUCGAAACUAACGGCAAGAUAG
Messenger RNA from Microthlaspi erraticum, 315 nucleotides. NCBI's taxonomy places the organism in Eukaryota, Viridiplantae, Streptophyta, Magnoliopsida, Brassicales, Brassicaceae. The record is from the annotation of a GenBank genome assembly.